ACACUGCAGCAACACUUUUCUUAGAAGAGCCAUCAACUUGCCUUUGAAUUAGUUGUCACCGGAGUCGGUUCAUUUUCAAGGGUAUCGGCAACGGGAGAUGAGCGGCCCGAAUAACAAAAUGUCGGCCACUGAUCAGAUGCGCGCUAUGCUGGACCAGCUAAUGGGGACGACGAGGAACGGAGACGAGCGACAGUUGAAGUUCUCGGACACGCGUGUUUGCAAAUCAUUUUUGCUGGAUUGCUGCCCGCACGACAUCCUGGCGUCCACGCGCAUGGAUCUCGGUGAGUGUCCCAAAGUGCAUGACCUCGCUUUCCGAGCAGAUUACGAGAGCGCCGCCAAAACCCGUGACUACUACUACGACAUUGAGGCCAUGGAGCACCUGCAGGCAUUUAUCGCGGACUGUGAUCGACGCACCGAUUCCGCCAAGCAGCGUCUGAAGGAAACCCAAGAGGAGCUCACCGCAGAAGUGGCCGAAAAGGCCAAUGCCGUCCACGCCCUGGCCGAGGAAAUUGGCAAGAAACUGGCAAAGGCCGAGGCGCUUGGCGAGGCUGGCGAAGUGGAGGACAGCAUGGAACUGAUGAAGGAGAUCGACGAGCUGAGGGCAAAGAAAAUCAAGGCAGAGCACGAAUACCGCACCAGCAUGCCGGCGUCCACCUAUCAGCAACAGAAGCUACGUGUCUGCGAGGUGUGCUCCGCGUAUUUGGGCAUCCACGACAACGACAUCCGGCUGGCGGACCACUUUGGUGGUAAGUUGCACCUUGGCUUCCUAACCAUUCGCGAGAAGCUGAUAGAGCUGGAGAAGACGGCAGCGCCACGGAAGGCGGAGCUAAAACGAACGGGUAAGAUGCCUGAUCGUGACGAGGACAGCCGCGGACGCAACCGAUACUUUGUAGGUGGACGAGAACUGGAUCGCCGGUCGCGCGUUCAUCGCUCCCGGUCCAGGGAGAGGCAGCGUAACCGUGAGGAUCGUCCCGAUCGAGAGCGGGACCGAGAUCGAGGGCAGAACGGAGCUGAGAAAGGCGGCGCGGAGAAAGCAAAGGAUGGACCACCGGUAGAGGAAGAACGCGGGCGGCGAGAUAAUCGCGAGAGGCGGGAUGAUCGCGAACGGGAUCGAGAUGGCAGAAGAGACCGGGAUCGCCAUGGACGCAACGACAGAGGCCGUUUCGGAGGAGGCGGCGGUGGUGGUGGGGAUCGCCGAGAUGAUAGACGCCGUUCACGUUCCAGGGACCGGUCACCCCGUGGAGACCGACGCUACAACUACAACCACUUUAGGGACGGAGGCGGUGGUGGCGGCGGCGGUGGCGGUGGUGGUGGUGGAGGCGGUCGCAGACGCUCCUACUCCCGCGAGCGCUACUCCCGUCGCUAGGACCGCACACCAUCCGAUCCCGCCCAGCGCACGUACGUAGCAUUAAUCACAACUACAACAACAAUGCCACCACAAAAUAAGUUACUGAAACUAUUGAAAAAUACUUAAAAAAAAAAAAAAAAACUAAAACCCAUAGCUUAAUGAAUAAAGCGACCCAACCUACAGUUUUUCGACUUGCAGACAACUUUUUUGAAUUGUUACUGACUUCUGAUCCGAGCUCCUUCUAAGCUAAAAUAAAUCUAAAUUUCGUUAGACCUUGGUCCUUUGAAUCCAUAAAAAUGUAACUUGUUCUUAAAAUAAUUUUUUAUUUUUAAAUCCCCGUCCAAAAAAAAGAGAACAAAUAAUUAACUAUUUGGCAGAUAGGGAAGUAGGAGCCGCAGUGGUGCCAAUUGUAGUCAGUUUAGAGUCACUUUUGGUGGGAUCCUGCCGAAGGACCUGGUAAAUAAAAUGAUUAAGAAAGAAUACCCUUACUGUAGUUACAAAAAUGGCAACACUCUUACAAAAAUAAUUAAAAACAAAACAAAACACUCGACUAAAUACAAUUCUCAGCUCUCGAUCGCGAUUCUCCCAAAACGAAAAGCAACUGAAGCGAAGUCGGCUGGCUGGCUCAUUUGGGGUAAGCCUCCUCCACCAAUAUACCAUAAAUCUCUGACUCUCUAUCACUGCUCUGAUUUGAUUCGAUUUAAUUUGAUUUGUAACUUUAAAGCGUUCUCUACUUGAAGCUCGACACUUGAAGCAGCCAAAAACAGCUUCGGUACGUAUUGAGUAUUUUGAAAGGUUAUCAUAAACAAGAAGAUUAGUUGUCUCGGCAUAUUGAGCAUAUGGUACAUAGAUAAUCUGGUUAAAUAAAGCUGCACUAUAGCUUGGGUACGUAUCCACUUUCUGGUUGAAGUUUACCAUUUUUUGGAAUUUGUUUGGUUUUGAAAUAAAUCGUAUCUGGGUACGUAUGUAUAAUAAUGUUAGAAGAUCACGAAUGUGGUACGUAUUAUCUAACGACAUUGAUAACUACUUCCAACUAAAGCAGUAGGGUUCUCGGCGAUCCAGAUCCCCAACGUACGUAUUCUUCUCCUAUCUCUCUCAAUCACAAUAAAAAAAAACAACUUAAUAGCUUUUCAUCACCAACCAAAUAUGAAAAUAUUAUUUACUCGUAGCUGCCAACAGAGGCAAAAGGCAAACAAACCAAAAAAAAAUAUACAUUUUUAACCAUAUAUCUGUUUAUCUUGCCAAAAAAAAAAAAAUAAAAUCAUCUGCAAACAACUGCAUCGGGUUCUCGGGCGCCCAGUUCAGGCUCAGUACAAUAUCCUGUUUAUGUGAGUAUUCGGGUCACUAAUCACUCUCUGAUUACAAUCCCAAUCUCAAGCCUAUUUUGAUCAUCAAGGACGACAGAGAGACUGUUUGUUGACGAACUUUAAAUGGAUAGUGGGAGUUGUGAGAGCAGUGUAAAGAGUGGUUUAAGUUUGGCCCUAUUUGAAAUGACAGUGGGUAAGAAUCGAUCGAAAAUGAUAAUGCUAACUCAAUUUUCUAACUACCUAUAUCUAUUUCCGAAACCUAUUGUUUUUUAUUAGUCCUAUAAGCCUACACACUUUUCACACACUUUUUUAAUUUUAAUUUAUAAACUACACAAAACCCUCAAAAUAUAAAGUAACUAUUAUCUUAUGGUAUAAGUGGAUUGUAAUAAAAUUGCACUUGAAUUAUAAA
This is a messenger RNA of Drosophila ananassae, 3064 nucleotides long. Its product is annotated as putative RNA-binding protein Luc7-like 1. Gene Ontology annotation, biological process: mRNA splice site recognition. Gene Ontology annotation, cellular component: U2-type prespliceosome; U1 snRNP. Gene Ontology annotation, molecular function: mRNA binding. The coding region runs from base 98 to 1366 and encodes 422 amino acids. The transcript is spliced from 2 exons. Lineage: Eukaryota; Metazoa; Arthropoda; Insecta; Diptera; Drosophilidae. The record is from RefSeq and is a predicted model, not a curated record.